Molecule: messenger RNA, 1571 nt
Organism: Diceros bicornis minor
Lineage: Eukaryota; Metazoa; Chordata; Mammalia; Perissodactyla; Rhinocerotidae
Product: L-threonine 3-dehydrogenase, mitochondrial
Exons: 9
Coding region: 78-1202 (374 amino acids)
Biological process (GO): L-threonine catabolic process
Molecular function (GO): L-threonine 3-dehydrogenase activity
Source: RefSeq, a predicted model, not a curated record
CUCCGGACCACGUGCUCCUCCAGCUCCGCGCCGCAGCAUCUCUGGGCCGCUGCGCCGGAAGGGAAUUUGAGGGGAAAAUGCCGGUCGUUAGGAUGCUGCAGCACCUCGUGGGCCAGAUGCUGCUGCAGGGCCCGGCCUGUGGCUGCCGCACGUCUGCCCUGCCCGCCCGGUUUCCGGGCACCUCGCGUUGGCACAUUCCGGCAGAUGCCAACUUCCACUCGGCCUCUCUCUCUGAAACAGACCAGCCACGCGUCUUAAUUACAGGGGGUCUUGGCCAGCUUGGAGUGGGGCUUGCUAACUUUUUAAGGAAACGAUUUGGGAAGGACAAUGUGAUUUUGUCUGACAUAAGGAAACCCCCCGAUCACAUCUUUCAUAGUGGCCCGUGUAUUUAUUCCGACAUUCUGGAUUACAAGAAUCUCCGGGAGAUCGUGGUAAACAACCGCAUCACCUGGCUGUUUCAUUACAGCGCUUUGCUCAGUGCGGUUGGAGAAGCCAACGUAUCUUUGGCAAAAGCCGUAAAUAUCACUGGAUUGCACAAUAUUCUAGACGUUGCCGCAGAACACAGUUUGCGACUGUUUGUGCCCAGCACGAUCGGAGCCUUUGGACCUACUUCUCCCCGGAACCCAACCCCUGAUCUUUGCAUUCAGAGACCCAGGACUAUCUACGGGGUGUCCAAGGUCCACGCAGAGCUAAUGGGAGAGUAUUAUUAUUACCGGUAUGGGUUAGAUUUCCGAUGCCUAAGGUAUCCUGGAAUCAUUUCAGCUGACUCGCAGCCUGGAGGAGGAACAACUGAUUAUGCAGUCCAGAUUUUCCAUGAUGCUGUAAAGAAUGGCAAAUUUGAGUGCAAUCUGAAACCCAGCACGAGGCUUCCAAUGAUGUAUAUUGAUGACUGCCUCAGGGCCACCCUGGAAGUCAUGGAGGCCCCAGCAGAGUCCCUCUCCAUGAGGACCUACAACAUCAGUGCCAUGAGCUUCACCCCAGAGGAACUGGCCCAGGAGGUUCUCAAGCACAUACCAGAAUUCCAGAUCACAUACAACGUGGAUUCUGUUCGACAGGCCAUAGCGGAUAGUUGGCCAGUGAGCCUUGAUGACAGCAAUGCUCGGAAGGACUGGGGAUGGAAACAUGAUUUUGAUCUUCCAGAGCUGGUGACGACAAUGUUGAACUUCCAUGGUUCUGAUACCAGAGUUGCCCAAGCAAACUGAAGGAACCAGAGGAAGAGCUCGUGUAUCCUGGGCAGCUGUCAAGGGAAAACCAUAACGACCCCAAGGUUAUAUACCCCGAGGAAUCUCAAUUAUCUGGUGUCGAAGGACUAACUGGACUAAAUUUUCGCAGCUCAUAUUGAACUGCCACGUGGAGAAUUGAGUUUGCUUUAGCAUUUUCAAAAUGCUGUAGGUCUGGUGGUAGGACUUCUAAAUUUUUGCUGUUUGCCUAAACUUGUCUAAACACAUACAUCACAGAAUGAAGACUUAAAUCAUAAUAGUUUUCAUUUUCUUAAUUAAGAUGAAGUGACCAUUUCUGGGAAGGUGGAAGUAUGUGACGUUUAUAUUUAAUUAAAGUUAAUUUAAAUAUCA